Rubroshorea leprosula is the source of this 1207-nucleotide messenger RNA. The record is from the annotation of a GenBank genome assembly. Lineage: Eukaryota; Viridiplantae; Streptophyta; Magnoliopsida; Malvales; Dipterocarpaceae.
GUUGGUCUUGGUUGCGUGAAUCCGGCCCUGCUGUUUGAAAAAAUUAACAGAUUCAAAAAAUCAUGUCGUGUUCCGUCGCGGUAUCAAGCUCCCCGGUCUUCUCUCCUUCCUCGUCUUUCUUCUGUAACAAAACCUCAAUACUUUCUCCAUCAGCGGAGGCUCUUAAUUUGACUUUAACCCACCUCAAACCCACAUAUUCUCCUUCUUCUCCGUUUGUCAUCUUCGCCUUCAUCGUCGUUUCGUAUAAGGAUUCAAAAAACAUCAUCUGGGUCAUUUCUCUCAUCCUCAUCUCCGUCUUCUUUGGGUUCCAGUGUGGGUUUUGGUCCCGGGUCGGUUUUGAAGAGGAAGAGGCCGGCUAGACUGGAUAUACCGGUGGCGACUGUGACGGCCUUUGCGACUCCGGUGAUGGAGAGCCAGGAGAGAUGGAGAGUGAAGGUGAUGGGUAUUCUGGUUUUUUUUUUUUUUUGAACACAACGAAAAUUGCUUCAUUAUACAUCGCCAUACGACAUCUACAGUAUGCCUUAUCCGGUGGAUGAGGAGGAAACAGAUAGAAAGCACAACUGGAGAACAGAAGCCAGGGUAGACCCAUAUGCAGAGGAUGAAGGGAGGUGCAUCGUGCACUCGGCCAACCACAAAGGACCAAGGGUGCCUUCGGUCGGGCGAUCCAACGAGACACCCUUCUAUCCACCCAUUUAGAGGUUGCAGUCAGACUCCAGGAUGCCGAGGCGAGAACCCUGGCAAGCGAAGACCAUCCCUCAGAAAAUCAACGGGAGGGUCGCGAUGGGCGCCAGAUCUGGAGAACCCAGCAAGCACCGCCACAGAUCUGCCGAAAGGAGAGGUAGGCCGCCGGAUCUGCAAGCAAACAAGAAAACAGAAAAGCAGAACCCAAGAAACCAAAGCAGAAAACAGAAAACAAAAAGAGCCACCAAAGGGGCCACAAAACCGACAGGCCACAAAGAGCCAUCGGAACAAGGAGCACGAAGCCGGCUCUAUCAUGCUUGAGUAGCCGAAGAGCCCGGCGGCUCAAGCACCAAAAACUCGGAAGCCCUGGGGUUUCCGAUCAAAACCACGAAGCACUGGUGAAGGUAGUCAGAAGCAGGAGAAAAGAAGGGAAGAGAGAGAGAAAAAGUUUUUUUUUAUGGGUAUUCUGUUUAUUGUAAAAGAGGGACGAGAGAAGCUAUGAGGGUAAUAAUGUAAUUUUAUGUUU